AAUUCACUUGCCCUACCUUUUUGGAUUUUAUUUCAAGAUGGGAUGGACGACAAUCUUUUUUUCCAACUACCUACAGAACAAAGCGCUCCAAGCAAUGUAUUCCUGCACAGACAAGACAUAAAAGGGGGAAGAGAGGUAUUGAGAGAAAGAGUGGCACUAGGGAGGAAGACCCCCCACCCUUCUCCACGCAUCUUCUCCCUCUAAACACACGCAUCAAUUUCUACAAGUAUCUUGAAAAAAUCCCAGUUUUCUGUGCUUUGAAUUAUCCCUAAAUUAUUGGUUUUGGGACAUAACUUUGGGAUAAUUGAUUCAGUAUGAUGGAGGGAGAGGUGGUCGGAACGUCGUCGCCGUUGUCCGCGGCCGCCAAGGUCGCUGCUUUGAGAUGUGGGGUUGAGGGUGGAAAUGGGGUCAAGGGCAGUGUUGAAAAUUGUUCGAAAUCGGUUAAAUUCGCGCUGACGUUUUGGGAAAUUACUGUCGCCAGCAGCAUCGUUCUGGGCUUCGCAUUCGGGUUGGUAGGCGUAUAUUUCACCAUGCCAGCUUCUGAUUACAGCUUUCUCAAGCUUCCUCGGACUCUUGAAGACAUCCAAUUGUUAAGGGAUCAACUGGAGAGCUAUACAAGUGACUAUACUAUGCAGGUCCUAUUUGGCUACUGUGUGGUGUACAUUUUUAUGCAGACAUUUAUGAUCCCUGGCACUAUUUUCAUGUCUUUACUUGCUGGGGCACUCUUUGGAGUCUUUAAAGGUGUAUCUCUAGUUGUGUUUGCUGCCACUUCUGGUGCUUCAUCUUGCUUUUUCCUAUCCAAACUAAUUGGUCGACCCCUGGUUUUCUCUCUCUGGCCUGAUAAGCUGACAUUCUUUCAGAACCAGGUGGCGAGGAGGAGAAAACGGCUGCUGAACUAUAUGCUUUUCCUUAGAGUUACACCAACACUGCCUAACACAUUUAUUAACGUUGCUUCUCCCAUUGUCGAUGUGCCUUACCAUAUUUUCCUCCUGGCUACAUUUAUUGGCCUUAUUCCUGCUGCUUAUGUUACUGUUCGGGCUGGAAUUGCUCUUAGUGAGUUGCAAUCUUUGGGCGACUUAUACGAUUUCAACUCCAUAGCCACACUGUUUCUUAUAGGAGCAGUGAGCAUCACCCCCACAUUAAUAGGCAGCAAAAACAAAGCAUAAUAGUGUCCCUUCUAUAAUAAUUCCAUCCAAGCAUACCGUGUGCGGCUUCAUCUCUGUACAGAUCACCAUUUGAACGGAUGUAAUUGUUCAUUUGGCUUUUAGAAGUCGGUAGAUUGGUGUACUGAUAAAAACUCGAACCUGGAUGGGUCUGUACAUGAAUUUAAGGGUUGAGUAUAUCCAUAUGAUUCUUUAUGAAGCUGAAACUGCGCUCCAAAUGUUGUAUAUUUGAUUAUCAUCAUCGUUAAAAGAAGAGAUUAUCAUCCACAUUCAUGUUUAUUUAUAAAAAUACAAAUAUAUGGCGUUGUACAUUGGGGAGGACCCGUAAAAACGGCGUUGGUAAUGCUUCUUUGUAGUUUGUAUUCAUUGUUGUGGUAACGACUCUAUUUGCUAUGGUGAUGGUGGAGGGUGGUGGUAAUGGUGGCGGUCUGGCGGACAACCAAUGACGACGCUCGACAAAGGUUGGGGGUAGUCAAUGUGGCAAGUCGACAACAGCAUUGGAAGAUUCAAAUGGCAGUGACCAAAACCGAUAAUGGUAGUGAAUGUUUGGAGUAUUUUGGGUAACGGGUUAGAAUUUUUUGGGACAAACCGGUGGAUAAAAAUAGAAAGUAGCCACCAUAAAUCUUUUUGCAUAGUUGCAAUGCACAAACGAUCAUAGAUGUAAUGGCCCUGGUUUCCGCCAUCGGCACCGCAACCGAUCAUAGUUGUAAUAGCCCCAGUUUUAGGGGUGAACUGUGACGGUAUGGCAGGGCUACAUUUAGCACAAGUACAACUCAGGACUAAUAUUUGUUUUGGUAGAAGGUCAAUGUCCUGAGCUAGAUUUUGGGCUGUGCUAACUGUAAAAAAGUAAACAUGUUUGUAAAAGAUUAUGAAAUGGUGGCUUGAAAAAUGUUAAAUUGCAUUAAGAAGAUCAAAUUUUAA
Messenger RNA from Cuscuta europaea, 2084 nucleotides. The record is from the annotation of a GenBank genome assembly. Lineage: Eukaryota; Viridiplantae; Streptophyta; Magnoliopsida; Solanales; Convolvulaceae.